GCUACUAGCUAGCGUGCUGAUUGCUGAAAGCUGAAAUUCCCUUUCCGCUCUGGUUGCGAGUAAUCUCAAUUUCAACGACUAAAAUGUCGGAACGAAACCAUCAUCUCCGACGCCCUCUCUCUCCUCGCUCCAUCGACGACCGCCGCCUACGGGAUCGCCUCCCCGUUUCCGUGGCCUCCUCCGACCGCAGGCACGCUCACGCUUCAAUCAUCCUCGAGGACCGCAUUGCAAUUCAGCACCACGAAAUUCAAUCCCUACUCAUCGAGAAGGACCGCCUCGCCGCCACCCACGUCGCGCUGAAGCAGGAGCUCGCUCUCGCGCAGCAGGACCUCCGCCACUUGGCGGCGGCCGCGGUGGAGGUCAAGGCCGAGCGGGAUGGCCAGGUGAGGCAAGUUCUGGAGCGAUCGCUGAAACUCGACGCCGAGCUGCGGGCGACCGAUGCGAUGACCGCCGAGCUCGUUCAGGUGAGAGGCGACGUGCAUACGCUUGCUACGCAGCGCGAGGAGCUCGUUCGGGAACUGGAGGCGAUCAACAGAGAUUUGAUGAAGGCUAGGGAAGAUGCCGAUUUUGCUCCCGGGAUUAGGUCUGAGAUUCAGAAAUUGCGGCAGGAGAUUCAGAAAGGAAGGGCUGCAAUUGAUUAUGAGAAGAAGACACGUUCCAGCAACCUUGAGCAUGGUAAGGCAAUGGAUAGAAAUAGGGUUCUGCUUGCUGAAGAAAUAGACAGACUCUGUGCUGAGCUAGUGAAAGCAGAGAAAAGGGCAAGAGCAGCAGCAGCAGCAAAUGCAACAGCAAACCUAGAUGUUACAGAUCCUGCUUAUGGAAGCUAUGCCAAUCAUGGGAUAGAGUAUGGAGUUGGUCCUUAUCAUGACCAAUACGGCAAACCUCAGGUUCGAGGUGUUCCCGAUGGCACACCUCUGCAUGCUUCCGGAUCAACAUCGAACGGUGCUUGCGAUAUGGUGCGGCAAGAGCCAACGAACAGAUAGCAGGCACAUGGUAUCACGCUCUGGUUAAUGUCUAUUUUUGGUUCCACGCACAUAUCAGAAGGAUUCCAUCUCUGCAAGAUCAGUUCAUGUACGAGAUCUGGCCCUAGGGUGGAUGAGCCAUGGCAUCAUGCUUUGACGAGAUUUUGUUUUUCGCGCCAUUGUCACCAACAGCAGAAGUAAUAGGAUGACAAGUCCAUGACUUGGUGAAGACAACAUUGUUACAUGAUGGAGGUGGUGCCAUCUGUCGCGGUCCAAUCAUUGGCGAAGGAAGGAUAUUAACAGCAGUCCAAAAUGUUUAAGGGAGACGCAAUGAGGUAGAAGCACGCUUGUAAGACUCGUUUUUGGAAAAUUUCGUCAACUUGGCCGUCUCUGUAAGAUCGGUUCAUGUAUGAGAUCUGGGCCUAGGGUGGUUGUACUUGCUAUUAACAUUUGUCUAGUUGGAGUCCAUAUGAAGGAUUUUAACAGAAAUCAUCCUGAAUACCAAGC
Messenger RNA from Linum tenue, 1469 nucleotides. The record is from the annotation of a GenBank genome assembly. NCBI's taxonomy places the organism in Eukaryota, Viridiplantae, Streptophyta, Magnoliopsida, Malpighiales, Linaceae.